GCCUUCUCUUCGUCGCACCGCUUCGUCUCCUUCAGUUCGCCUUGCCCCGUAUUCCUACUUGAGUCCACAGGUAGCUCGCGGUCACGGACACAGACGUUCGUCCGGUUCAGAGACCAGCAACAGGCGGGUCCUUGCCGACAUUGAGUGGUGGAAAGUUACAGAUGGUCAGUGCGACACCAACGUUGACCAGGAGUCGGAGGACUCUACCCGCGACGACGAAGACAACGUCGCAGGCACAAUCGCUGUCAGCACUGAGCUAGGUGUUGAGCACCAUUCUACUCAAAUCCUUUUAUCCAUUUCAAUGAGCUCGCCAGAGGACAUACCAACCGACGAGUUCGCAGCACUUUCAAUUACCCCACACACGCCUACACGCCGGCAAUUUACGGCUGAAUCGUCUUCCUCUUCGCUGGAGUCGAGCCCUGUGUCGACGGUGAUUGCCCUCGACGCUCCCCGCAUCACACUGUCAGACAUGGACUUUGGUCUCUUCGAUGGUUCACUCCUUCCACCCACCGUCCAGCGGUCCCACCGUUAUAGUGCUCCAGGUCUCACGCGUUCUUAUACGUUUGCGAACUGUCUCUCCCUUCAAGAGGAACACGCCAGUUACUACGCUGACUUUAACGUCUCUCCUCUCUCCUCUUCGCCAGCCUUUCUCAAUUGAAGGCUAUUUAAUAGGGGAAGAGCUUAAGCAUCCUUCUAAAAUACCAGAGGAAGCGACUUCUGGUUUAGCUUCUCAACUUCUUCAUGCAUCACAUCUGUUCUAUGCAACCCAUCUACUGCAACGCCAUUUCAUCAGCAUCAUACACAUUCACACAACGUCCACACACAGCAUUCUACUACAUUCAGGCCUUGUCCGUCGCCAUCCCUCAUCAUUUGAACAUUCAAUUCCAAAACCUCUGCAUUUUCUUCUUUUUAUUCAUCAUUGCUUCCAAUUUCUUGAUUUAUAUCUCACUUCAUUGCAUUGUCGCACGACAACUUAUGACCUUUCCGUUCACAAAAGUUUGA
This is a messenger RNA of Laccaria bicolor S238N-H82, 1002 nucleotides long. RefSeq lists its product as uncharacterized. Bases 760 to 1002 code for a protein of 80 amino acids. Lineage: Eukaryota; Fungi; Basidiomycota; Agaricomycetes; Agaricales; Hydnangiaceae. The transcript is spliced from 2 exons. The record is from RefSeq and is a predicted model, not a curated record.